AUGCCGGGGCCCUUUUACGCCAGCUGGGUGCGGAUGGACGACGGAAAACCGCGACUCUUUGUUUUGUUUGUCUGCUCGGUAUCUCCAGUUGAGGAGCAGGAUGAUGGGGCGAGAAAGCGGAAGGAUAGCGCAGUUCCUCCCGUCGAUCACCGAGGAAGCAUUAUUAUGAACGGCAAAGGCUCGACGAGCCUUCGAGACGGCAGCGGGCACUGA
Molecule: messenger RNA, 213 nt
Organism: Colletotrichum costaricense
Lineage: Eukaryota; Fungi; Ascomycota; Sordariomycetes; Glomerellales; Glomerellaceae
Exons: 1
Coding region: 1-213 (70 amino acids)
Source: RefSeq, a predicted model, not a curated record